Molecule: messenger RNA, 1011 nt
Organism: Monosiga brevicollis MX1
Lineage: Eukaryota; Choanoflagellata; Craspedida; Salpingoecidae
Exons: 4
Coding region: 1-1011 (336 amino acids)
Source: RefSeq, a predicted model, not a curated record
AUGGCCAACGACCGCCUGCCCCUCAGCGCCUCCAAGCAGCGCAUUUUUGAACGCCGGAUGACCCGCUCGACAGCCAUUGCCGUGGCCAUGAUUGUCUGUGGCGCCGUUCUUCUGGGCAGUGCCGCAGUACAAGGGGCCGUCACCAAAAUGACCAAGGCCCAUUCGGUACACAUUGGCACCACCGGUGCUCAGCCCUUCACGCUGUUGGUGUGGGGAUCCGCCGAUCUGCAUGCGGGGGCCGUGGUGACCAUGUUCAUGAGCGUUUUCACAGCCGUGGCGAGCCUCAUUGCCAUCAUCGCUUUCCAAGAUUACAGCAAGCAUGCGACAUUCCAGAUCAAUCUCACUGAGACCUUGGGCUGGAUCAUCAUUGGCGCCACUGCUUUGGUCACAAUUGGUGUGGCUAGUGCCGCUGAUCUGGACAGCCGUGCCAUCAUGGGCACUCACUUUACUGGCAAACGCGCCGCAUCCAUGCGUGUUGCGACCAUGUGUCAAAUGGGCUUUUCUCUGGCCGUUCUCCUUCUCACCCUACCCCUUCCCUUCACCAUGCAAGAUGUGGAUGCGCUAGCAGUGACGGCCAUGGUGGCCUCCUUCCUGGCUGCCUUUCUUGGGUUUUUUGCUUCCAUUCGCUCAGCCCGCCACGUCAACUGCAAGACAUGGUCAUCAGAUGUCGACACGCUGCGCUUUGAGCGCGCUUGGGGCCUCUCCGUUGGCUGUCAUUGCCUGUGCCUGCUGGCGAGUGGCCUGCACGCUUAUUUCUCAGCCCAGAUCAUUGCUGACUGUCUGCGCGACGACACCGCCCCCGGAUACUUUCGCCCGAGCUGCGACGGUGAUGUUGGCGUUCUUGCCGGCAUCCUGCCCCACCUUGUCAAUACCAUUGCUGUGUUGGCGCUUGGUGUUACUUCCAUCAUUGCCUCAGUCCGCAUUGCUAUUGUGACUGAAAUUUUGUUGGAUGACGACGAGAACAUCCCCGACGCUAUUACCCUGCACUCGGUACGGUUACGCCAACCUUGA